Molecule: messenger RNA, 2232 nt
Organism: Corylus avellana
Lineage: Eukaryota; Viridiplantae; Streptophyta; Magnoliopsida; Fagales; Betulaceae
Gene: UNE10
Product: basic helix-loop-helix (bHLH) DNA-binding superfamily protein
Cellular component (GO): nucleus
Molecular function (GO): protein dimerization activity
Source: RefSeq, a predicted model, not a curated record
AAUAAUAUGAAACUUUUUCUGUAUUCUGUACCUGUGGACUAGAAUCUAUCUCUCUCUCUCGCUCUCUCUCUCUCCCUCUCAAACACAUGAAAUCUGAUUCAAGGCUAAAACAUAAGCGAAAGAGAGAAAUACCCUUUUCUCCUUCCUCCCCGGAACACCCGUUGCCUCCGGCAACCCCUCCUUCCAGAAUGAGCCAGUGUGUUCCCAGCUGGGAUUUCGACGACAAUCCCAACCCUACCAGGCUUUCCCUCCGCUCUCACUCCAAUUCCACCGCCCCUGACGUCCCCAUGCUGGACUAUGAAGUUGCGGAGCUGACGUGGGAGAACGGCCAGCUAGCUAUGCACGGCUUAGGACCGCCACGUGUGCCGGUAAAGUCCACCACCUCUGCAUCCAAGUACAGUACUUGGGAGAAGCCGCGAGCCAGCGGAACUUUGGAAUCCAUAGUGAACCAAGCCACUCGAUUGCCGCCGCCCAACCGGAAGCCGUUCAACGGAGCCGGCGUCGAAGACUUGGUUCCGUGGUUCGACCACCACCACCGGGCCGUGGCGGCUGCGGCCGCCGCCGCCGCCGCCUCGAAUACUAUGACUAUGGACGCGCUCGUGCCCUGUUCCAACAGGACCUCCGACGUUGACCAGGGGCAGGUCAAGGACGGGCUCGGCACGUGCGUGGUCGGGUGCUCUACACGUGUCGGGUCCUGCAGCGGAGCUGCUGACGGUGGUGGUGGUGGGGGGACGAACGAGAAAGACGUGGACAUGGUCUUCGCGGGGAGACGCGCGGCGGAGGCGCGUGCUCCUGCGGAGUGGAGCAGCAGAGACCAGAGCGUCACUGGGAGCGCCACGUGCGGGAUGGAUAGUCAGCAUGUAACGCUUGACACGUGUGAUAUAGACCUCGGUAUUGGGAUUACUUCUACGUCGCUUGGCUCCCCGGAACACACCAGCUCCGCCGGCAAGCCCUGCACAACAAAGGCCACCACCACCGCCGAUGACCAUGACUCCGUUUGCCAUAGCUCACCUCAGAGGGAGGCAGGCGAUGAGGACAAAAAGAAGGGUAAUGGAAAAUCCUCUGUUUCUACCAAAAGGAGUAGGGCUGCUGCCAUUCAUAACCAAUCUGAACGUAAAAGGAGAGAUAAAAUAAAUCAAAGAAUGAAGACACUGCAGAAGCUGGUCCCCAAUUCGAGUAAGACUGAUAAGGCGUCGAUGCUUGACGAAGUAAUUGAAUAUCUAAAGCAACUGCAAGCUCAAGUGAAUAUGAUGAGCAGAAUGAAUAUGCAACCAAUGAUGAUGCCAAUGACCAUGCAACAACUUCCCAUGUCCAUGAUGGCUCCACUAGGCAUGGGGAUGGGUAUGGGCAUCGGCCUUGGCAUGGGCAUUGACAUCAACCGCCCCAACAUCGCUGGCAUCUCUCCUGUUCUUCACCCUACCGCCUUCAUGCCCAUUACCUCCUGGGAUGGCUCCGGCGGUGACCGGUUACAAGCUGCCACCUCAGCAGCGGUAAUGCCGGACCCCUUGUCCGCUUUCCUGGCAUGCCAAUCACAGCCAAUGACCAUGGAUGCUUACAGCAGGAUGGCUGCCAUGUACCAGCAGCAGCAGCAGCAGCAGCAUCAACCACCACCUUCUAAUUCUAAGAGCUAAGCUUUCUGGUAUAUAUGCAUGCCUUGUUGCUUGCAAUGCCUACUACCUAUGGAGAAAAAAUGAAAAGUUGGGUGCAUGCAAUUGAUACAGUUUUGUGUUGCUGCAAGGGCAUACAAGGCAUGGUGUUUCUAUAUGUUGCGAGUGUUAGUGUAUAUUAGCUCCAACAGAGAAGGAAAUAGCUAAAAAUGGUGCCCUUUUUUUGGAGGGUAACCAAUUAGUGAAUAGUUGGCGCAUUUGGUGUACAAUAUUCUCUUUUUGCCUUUCAACCGAUUAAUUUGGGACCUCCGUGAUGCGUUUGUAUUUUUGAAUGAAAGAUGUAUCUUCAUUUUUUUCACUCCCCUUUUGUUCUUUCUUGCUGACGCAAUGACUGCUCAAUUUCAUCUGAUCCAUCAGCGGCCAACAUGGUAAAUGUCACGUGAACUACUAUGUCGAUCAGUCUGUAGAGGACCUGUAAUAAAAGCUGUAUUACUCCUAACGACACUCGAAAACCCAAUGUUGUAGCAUAUUUUUACUUGUAUUAUUUGCAACGAACAUACAAAAUCCUCUUUUAAUGCUUGUAAUCAGUCAAAUAUGGUCCAUUACAUGAUCACUUCACCAUGCA